AUUCAGAAAGCUCCAAUAGCAUUUUUCCGCAUGUUUCAGAGACCAUUGAAGAAGAAAUAUUUUGGGCCUCAAUAUGAGGGCAUACUCAAUGGAAGUAUUCCUUAUCGCAGGAUUCAACCCACUGCAACUACUAAUUCUCAAGGGGAAUUCGCUCAAGGAGGAUCCGAAAUAUGUUUUUUCUGUAAUGAACCUGAUCCAUUAUUUAAACUUAAUGGAGCUAACCUGGAACUAGUCGUAAAAUUGUCCUGGCUUCAUAACUUCCAUCUUAGAUGUAUUAUUAUUUUCUUAAAAAAAGAUACGUCAUGUUCUCGUUGUCAACAACUUAUUUAUCUUGGCGAGGAAGAUGAUGCAAGGUUAAAUCCUAAAGAAGAAGAUAGGGUUAAAAAAUUUUUUAAAGAGUUAUCCAAUAGACCACAAGACUCUAAUCUAUUGCUGACGACAAAUGUGAAAACAGUGAACCCUACAACUCCAGAUAUG
This is a messenger RNA of Funneliformis mosseae, 477 nucleotides long. The record is from the annotation of a GenBank genome assembly. Lineage: Eukaryota; Fungi; Glomeromycota; Glomeromycetes; Glomerales; Glomeraceae.